Messenger RNA from Effrenium voratum, 363 nucleotides. The record is from the annotation of a GenBank genome assembly. Lineage: Eukaryota; Dinophyceae; Suessiales; Symbiodiniaceae.
AUGGCGUGGGUCAUGUGCAGCCUGCUGGCACUGCAAUAUGCAGCACAGCCCUUCCUGACAAGGAGCUUUGCCGGCGAUCUUAGCACAGAUACCUUGGUGGUGGCGGGGGAGAUGUUGAAGAUCUGCCUCUGCCUGGUGCUCUUGGGCCCCAGCAACCUUUGCGGGGCUUUCAGGCGAUGGACGCCCUGGAUGGGUCUGCGAGAUGCGGCCACGCCGGCGGUUGCAUAUGCAGCUGGACAAGGGCCGAUGUUUGUAGCGAUCCAAAACCCGCGGUCCGUGUAUAACGGAUGCCCGGGGCAAGCUGCAGCAUGUGAUUGCCACCUGUGGUUUCAACACUACCACCAGAUUGUCCCACCUUGGUAG